CCUCUCUGCCACUCACCACUCGCCACUCCACCAUCUACGUCUCUAUUACCCAACUUGCUCUCUCCCUGCAAAUACCAGAAGACCCUUUUUCUUGAUUUUUCUUUUUCUUUACUCAUUCCCCUCGACUAGGACCCAAGAAACAGGAACCUGGAAUUUUUUUUGCAUUGUCCAUGGUUUCUUUUAUCUCUGAUUGACCUACAAAGGUAAUUCCACAACUGGGUUUGCUCAGGUUUAGUCUUCUCUUCAUAACAUUGUUGUUCUUGGAUGUGUUCGUCAGAUUCUUGUGAGUCCAUUUUCUUGGUUUUUCUUGUCAGCUAUGAGCUUUUAUUCUCUGUUUCUGAACCUUAAAUAAUCAAGAAAGUUGAAUUGAAGAGUGAGUUUGCUCAUUUGUUAAGUGCCAUGGAGGAAAUGAGAUUGAAUUUUAAUGCACCACUUCUAUCGGUUAGGCGGUUUUCUAACAUGUCAGCAUCUUCAAAUGAACAAAAUGAGAAAGUAACAGAAAGCUCCCGGCCCAGAAGGUGGCCUAGUCUCCCAUUAAAGAAAUCAGAUUUAAUUUUGGAUCAAGUGACAGAACCAGUUGCUGUUCCUUUUGUAUGGGAACAGAUCCCAGGAAGACCGAAGAAUGACAGCAUUGAAGAGUCACACGCUAUAGAGGAGGCUUCUGUUACUCCAAGUCUUCCUCCGGGAAGGGUUUGGGAUAUCAUCAAGUAUAACUCAGAGAAAAAUUUUGAAGAGCAAAAUCCGGUUAGGCCACAAAUUGGAAUAUCUUCGAAAAAUCAAAGUGUCAAUAGAUUGGAGAGCUCAAAAAAGGGGAUAAAUGAGAGGGGGGUCUCAGACUUGGCAGAUGAUGAUCAUGAUGGAGAUGAUGAUAGAUAUUCUGAUGCACUUGAUACACUGUCUCCAACUGAUUCGUUCUCUAUGAACUGUAGUGUAAGUGGCCUGACUGGAUUUGAUGAAAAUCAUACAGAGCCAUCAGGGACCUUUGCUACGGAUCCACAAACUCGAGAUUUCAUGAUGAGUCGCUUCUUACCUGCUGCCAAGGCGAUGGCUUUGGAGCCACCUCAGUAUGCUUUAAGGAAGCAACUAAUGGCUGUGGAAUCUGAACAACCAAGACAGAUUAGAAAAGUGGUUGGGGAGAAUAGGAAGCCUCCUGUUAAUCAAUACAGUUCCGUUGCUAUGCUGCAUUAUGGCCAGGAUACUGAGGAUGAAGAGAGUGAAGAAGAAUACGAGUACAAUGAUGCUGCCAACAUAUCAGGAAAAGCUUGUGGACUGUUGCCUCGGUUAUGCUUUAAAAACUCUUUUUGCCUCUUAAAUCCAAUGCCAGGGUUGAAAGGUAGGACUCACUCUUCACUAUCUUCAAUCUCUGAUCUUGGAAAAUCAAGCAAAACUGUGCACAUGGAGUCUCACAGUCAAAGUAUUAAGAAGCAUGCUUGGGACUCUAUUCUGAAGAAAAAGGCAGAUAAUGAAGGUCGAUCACCAAGGCUUGCUGUUCCUGAGAAUAAGAUGACCUGUGGAUCCAAUCGAUUCAUGUCUAAUUCAGGCAACCAACUGACAAGGUGGUCAUCUCCUCAUAGGCGUUCAGGUUGCAUAUCUCCCUAUCAUAACACGGCUACUCAGUCUCCUUUCAGUGGAGUUAGUUUCCUUGGCACUCCAAAUGAAGCUGAUUAUUCCAAAUGGAACAUGAUGAAUAGGCAUAGAAGGGGCAUUAGCAAGUCUCAGGAAUUAUUUCCAAGGAGCACCAGGCAAAGCUCAAGCUCAUCAAGUCCUGCAGUUGAGAAGACAUUGUAUGUGGACACCAUAAACUCGUCAACAUCACCUUUGUCAAAUUCAAGUCUAUCAGGAACGAAGUGCUGGAUGGAUUCGGUGGGUGAGGAUUUUGAAACCUCUUCAAUAAUCAAAGAGAUGGAAGGUUCUGAUACAGUAUCAUCUCCUCUUCAAGACAUACAACCUCUGAGUAUUCCACAGGAAGAAAGCAUUUUGGAUCCUAAAGUCUUGGGUUCUCUUGAUGCCAGUAUAUCUUUCUCUCAUAACUCAUUUCUCAGGAGGCAAGAAGACACGUCAGAGAGCAGACUGCAUCCAGAGCUUGAUCAGGAAUUUAAGUCUCUGGAAUGUAUAAAACUUAUAGCUGGUGAAAAUGAAAGUAUUGGUAAUGAUGAGAUCAAAGCAGAUGGCCAAGGAAAGAUCAUUACUGGUUUUGAACUUUGCACCCUUCCCCCACCUCUGCCAAAAACACCUUCUGAGUCUUGGCUUUGGCGCACUUUGCCUUCAGUUAGUUCACGAAAUCAACCUUCAAAGUCAUAUAUCAAUGCUCGAUUUAAUCCUAAAAAGCAAGAUCCUGCGGAGACCUCGAACAAUACCAAGUGGGAAACGAUUGUUAAAACUUCUUACAUGCAUCAUGAUCAUGUACGCUAUUCUGAGGAAUUUAUUACUCAUGCUUCUCAGCCAUCCAAAUCAUAGAAUUUUAAAGUUCCAUGUUGAAGUUCUUGGACUCUUUGGCCUUGUUCGGGCAGUUUUUGCAUGUUGUGGUGGGAGCUAGUUAAAAAUAUUCCAGGUUCUCCUUUUUCCAACAGCAGAUUAUCCUCCUGCCUAUUGAACUUCUCCAUCUGUUGUUACUAUAGUUUUGGAGGUCAUUUCUUGCUUCAUAAUCAUGACAGGCCAAAUUAAAAUUCUUAAAGUCUACCUGAGGCAUCAGAUUGGUUGUAUAUGGUUUCCUCUGAUACUUGUAUUAGGAUAUAUUGGAAGCAUUAACCUCUCCCGGUGUAUAGUCAAGGAAGAUACAUAUUCGUCCGAAACUGGAUACUAGCAACAGCAGUUUCUCCUACAUAAUGAAUCAUAGAGACAAGCGCUCUGGUGCUCAUGGCUGGGAAACAAUUUAACCAGACUCCUGGUUUACUUGAGCGGGUGAACUGCAAAUCAUGGUAUAGUUGAUCCAAGUUUUUCAUAUACUGUAAGGUUGUGAUAAUCUUUUUUUUUUUUUUUCCUUCAGAUAAACAAUGUACGUAGGUUCACUUUAGCAUGAUAGCAUCUCUAAUACAUUGCUACAUUAUGUGAACAAUUACUAGUGAUGCGAGAGCAGAUAUGCGUAGUAUUGGAACA
Carica papaya (papaya) is the source of this 3096-nucleotide messenger RNA. Its product is annotated as transcription initiation factor TFIID subunit, putative (DUF688). NCBI's taxonomy places the organism in Eukaryota, Viridiplantae, Streptophyta, Magnoliopsida, Brassicales, Caricaceae. The record is from RefSeq and is a predicted model, not a curated record.